Coniophora puteana RWD-64-598 SS2 is the source of this 2698-nucleotide messenger RNA. RefSeq names its product GCFC-domain-containing protein. NCBI's taxonomy places the organism in Eukaryota, Fungi, Basidiomycota, Agaricomycetes, Boletales, Coniophoraceae. The coding region runs from base 23 to 2332 and encodes 769 amino acids. Gene Ontology annotation, molecular function: DNA binding. Gene Ontology annotation, biological process: mRNA splicing, via spliceosome; spliceosomal complex disassembly. The transcript has 11 exons. Gene Ontology annotation, cellular component: nucleus; U2-type post-mRNA release spliceosomal complex. The record is from RefSeq and is a predicted model, not a curated record.
ACACCCUUCUCUCCUCUCGGCCAUGGCGGACGGAGACUCACCAGUGGUAUUCAAGCGCAGCAAGGCGCGCCCUGGACAGCGCACAAGGGAAAAGUCGCCAGAUGCCGCCGCAGCUGCCAAUGCUUCCCUCAACGAAGCGGAAGACUCGCCGAUUACGCUCGCCUCGAAGCUCAGGAACAAGACCAAACGGGCGAAGCCAAAGGCCAAGCUUAGCUUUGGUGGUGACAAUGAGGGGGAGGAUAAGGAGGUUUUCCAGGUAAAAAAGUCCAGCCUUGGUCAGAAGCUCACCCUUGGCAAGAAUGCGUCAAACGCGCUCCCGAUGAGCUUGGACCAGGCCACUAUCACUUCGCGUUCAAACGGUCCUGUAUAUGACGCCACCUACUUGGCUGAACUCAAAGCCAGCACACAAAGUAAUCGACCUCCCCCUGUCGACUCCAAUGACACAGAUAUAUCUAUGAAUAUCGUCGAGAAUCCACCGGAAGAUGCGCCGGUCUCUUUGCUUGAUGAAUCUACAGUCAUACCUUCGGAGUCAUCGAUCAAUGUUGCCAAACAACGAAGGGAAAGGUUAAGAAAAUCGGCCGUGACGCAAGAGGAAGAUUUCAUUUCUUUAUCAGUUACCCGCAGGGAUGAUCUCGCGUCAGGCCCUCAUCCAGAGAGCCGCUUGGUUCGUGAGGAGGAUGAGCUUGGGGAAGGCGAUGAUGAGUACGCGGAGUAUACCUCGGCACAGGAACGGAUCGCGUUGGGGAAAAAGAGUCGAAAAGCCGAAGCCUCCAAACGACGAGAUGAAAUUAAUGAGAUGAUAGUUGACGCCGAAGAAGAAGACGAAGAAACUGCUGAAUGGGAGCAGGCCCAGUUACGCCGCACAGGUCAGCAUGCUGCUGAAGACUCUGGUCCGACGAAGCAGGUGUACAGAGCUGCCCCAAUCCCACCUUCAACCAACCUUCCGAGCCUUGGGCCAGCUAUCGAUCGAUUGGCGCAGUCUCUGGCGGCACUCACGACCUCGCAUGUUACAAAUACGACUUCGAUGAACACGCUUGUCGAAGAACGAGAUCAACUUGAUACCCGCGAGAGCGAGCUCAGGAAGUUAGUAGAAUCCGCUGAAGCUAAAAGAAGCUGGUUUGUCGCAUUCCGGGAGUGGAUAGAGAAUGUGGCUGCCUUCCUCGACGAUAAAUAUCCUAAAGUCGAGAGUUUGGAGGAUGAGCAUGUCGCCGUGCUGAAAGAAAGAUUCGGCAUGGUUUCUCAACGGAGAAAGGCAGAUGAUGAAGACGAUCUUUCUUUGGUCUUCGGUUCGCUGCCCACAACACAGGCCACCGAUAGCGAAGAGCUGGACGAACUAGGUCGCAUCAAACCACAAGCCAACCCUGCAGCAUUGAGGCGCGAAAGGCGUACAGCUCGAGUAAACCGCCGUUCGGCUCGCAAAGCCACGAAAUCUCAGGGCAUCGACGCAGACGAAGAAGGGUAUUCUACAGACGACUCCUUGCCUCCAUCUGAUGCUCUCGAUUAUCGGUCUGCGAUGCAGCGUAUCUCGAACGACGCCAAGAGCAUCCUGUCGGACGUCCGGGCGUCCGACUUCAAGGACCCUAGGAAGGGCUUGGCCAAGUGGUUCGGUGAAUGGAGAGGCCUGUAUGGUGACAGCUACACGGGCGCUUGGGGUGGCCUUGGUCUGGUCAGUGCCUGGGAGUUCUGGGUGAGGCUCGAGAUGCUCGGAUGGGACCCUCUUGAGGAAAGCCAGAGUCUCGAUGACUUCGGGUGGUAUUCUGCUCUGCACGAGUUCUCACAAGACUCGAACGAGGGCGAGGGUGCUCCAGAGGGCGACCUCGUGUCCGCCAUGAUUUCAACGGCCGUUACACCGAGACUUUGCAAGUUGAUUGAAGGGGGAGCAUUUGAUCCUUACUCCAAUGCCGCCGUUCGCAAGGUUGUCGAUCUGACAGAGCAGAUUGAGGCUUCCAUCGGGAGUGACCAUUACAAGUACCUGGCACUACUCAAAUCUGUCGUCAGUGUGUUUGAGCAAGCCGUUACUGAUGCGGAAUCCCUGGCCGGCCCGUACGUUGCACUCAAUCGCCCUGUGUUCGACCCAGACGCUAUUGGGGCACGACAACGUCUUCUCUUGCGGUCGAUCAAGCUCACUGGAAACAUGAUGCGCUGGAGGAAAUACACUGGAGAGAAGUACGGUAUCGGGGAGCUCUGCACACGUCUCUCGACCAGGUGCUUUGUUCGCGUUGCAGUGAGUGGGUGGGAAGUUGGGGGAGAGGAAAAGGCUAGACAGCUGUUGUCGAUGUUGCCUCGUGAUCUAAAUUCUACUGUUGAGAGGCAUAUGCCCUCUAGAACGUAGUAUUCUCUUAUCGAAAUGAUUUUCAAAGAAAAGAGCAGUUACCCUUCAUCCCAUACCCCAGCUCGGGGAAUUUGUCACCGAGAUGUGUGCUGUUGGCUCAUAUCCAUCAAUAGGUGUCAAUGCAGAUAGGCCUUGUGUCUGUCAGCUCACGUUGGCACCUUGCAACUCUCGGAAGAAUGAUCAUGAAGCUCUUAUGACCGGUGGACGUCGUUGCGCAUCGCGCACAUAUCUCCUGUCCAUCUGGCUCGUUCGGCUGUCAUACAUCACCAGUGCGACGUAACUACCAUGUAGCACUUAGGUUCAGAUCGCCCUUCAGUAACAGUCAGACCGAAGGGGACGGCUUUGAAACGAAACACUGCUCAUAAU